Molecule: messenger RNA, 3164 nt
Organism: Chelonus insularis
Lineage: Eukaryota; Metazoa; Arthropoda; Insecta; Hymenoptera; Braconidae
Product: RNA cytidine acetyltransferase l(1)G0020
Exons: 2
Coding region: 59-3112 (1017 amino acids)
Biological process (GO): rRNA acetylation involved in maturation of SSU-rRNA
Cellular component (GO): nucleolus; 90S preribosome
Molecular function (GO): ATP binding; 18S rRNA cytidine N-acetyltransferase activity; tRNA binding
Source: RefSeq, a predicted model, not a curated record
UCAUUUUCUACGAGUAAAUUUAACUGCAAGUCUUUUACUGUGAGUUAAUAAGUUAAAAAUGGUAUUAAAAAAGAUAGAUAAUCGUAUCCGAGUGUUAAUUGAAAAUGGAAUUGCAGAAAAUUAUCGAUCAAUGUUUGUUGUUAUUGGCGAAAAAGCUAGAGAUCAGGUUGUAUUACUUCAUCACAUGCUUUCAAAAUCUGUAGUCAAAUCCAGACCAUCAGUUUUAUGGUGCUACAAAAAGGAUCUCGGUUUCAGUAGUCAUCGUAAAAAACGAAUGAAAUCUAUUAAAAAGAAAGUGAAAUCGGGGAAAUUAAACGUUGAUGAAGAUGAUCCAUUUGAACAUUUCGUUGUAUCAACAGAUAUACGCUACUGUUAUUAUAAUGAGACUCAUAAUAUUUUAGGAAAAACAUAUGGGAUGUGUAUUCUUCAGGAUUUUGAAGCCUUAACUCCUAAUUUAUUAGCUCGAACCAUUGAAACUGUAGAAGGUGGAGGAUUGGUUGUUUUCCUCCUUCAAUCAGUCAACUCAUUGAAACAAUUAUACACGAUGAAUAUGGAUGUUCACAGACGAUUUCGUACAGAAGCACACAAGGAUGUUGUCUGUAGAUUCAAUGAACGAUUUCUUUUAUCACUUACAUCUUGCAACCGAUGUUUAGUGGUAGAUGAUCAAUUACGAAUAAUUCCAAUCUCUUCACAAACGUUGAAAAUUGAACCUGUAGUGAAAUCUGCUAUUGUUAAUGAACAAACUCAAGAAUUAAAUGAAUUAAAGAAUAGCUUUCAAGAUACUCAACCAGUAUCAUCAUUACUAAAUUGUUGCAAAACAGCUGAUCAGGCUAAAGCAUUGUUGAAAUUUAUUGAAGCUAUUUCAGAAAAAACUUUGAGAUCAACAGUCUCUUUAACAGCAGCCCGAGGACGUGGAAAAUCAGCAACAUUAGGUCUUGCGAUUGCAGGAGCAGUAGCGUUUAGUUACUCUAACAUUUAUAUCACAAGUCCAAGUCCAGAGAAUUUAACUACUCUUUUUGAAUUUAUAUUCAAAGGAUUUGAUGCAUUAGCAUAUCAAGAACAUCUCGAUUAUGAACUUCAUCAAUCUGAUAAUCCAGAAUUCAAUAAAGCCAUAGUUCGAGUGAAUAUCUUUCGACAUCAUCGACAAACCAUCCAAUACAUUCAUCCAACUGAUGCGCAUAAAUUGAGCCAAGCUGAAUUAUUGGUGAUAGACGAAGCCGCUGCUAUUCCUCUACCCUAUGUUAAAUCUAUGUUAGGACCAUAUUUAGUAUUUUUAUCAUCGACAAUUAAUGGUUAUGAAGGUACUGGACGUUCUUUAUCAUUAAAACUACUUCAACAACUGAGAGCACAAACAGCAACUUCAAAUAGUAAUGAUAAGUCUCUCAAAAAAAUUAAUGAAAAUAGUGUGAUUGGACGUCAAUUGCAUGAAAUUACUCUGGAAGAAUCCAUUCGUUAUAAAUCUGGUGAUAAAGUAGAAGAAUGGUUGACUAAUUUACUUUGUCUUGAUGCCACAAAACAUGCUCCAAUUCUAUCAGGGUGUCCACUUCCAGAUCUUUGCCAACUUUAUUAUAUAAACCGUGAUACUCUUUUUUCAUAUCACAAAGCUUCAGAGCUUUUUUUACAGAGAUUAGUUUCUUUGUACGUUUCUUCACAUUACAAAAAUAGUCCUAAUGAUCUACAAAUGAUGUCUGAUGCACCGGCUCAUCAUUUGUUUUGCCUUCUAGGACCUGUUGACCCAAAUCGCAAAACAUUGCCUGAAAUUCUAGUAGUAAUUCAAGUCUGUCUAGAAGGAGAAAUUAGUAAAUCUAGUGUAAAAGAAAAUUUAGGAAGAGGAAAAAGACCUUCUGGUGAUCUCAUUCCUUGGACGAUAUCUCAACAAUUCAAUGACAACAGCUUUCCAAAAUUAGCCGGAGCUCGAAUUGUUCGAAUUGCGACUCAUCCCGACUAUCAGAGCAUGGGUUAUGGAAAGAGAGCUAUGAAAUUACUCAAACAGUAUUAUGAAAUGAAAAUUCCAAAUAUUGAUGAGACAACAGAAGAAGACUCGAAAAAAACUAACGAUGAUGAAGAUAACGAAAUAGAUAUGUCUACAGAAAUUAUACAACCAAGAACUUCACUGCCUUCUCUUUUAUUAAAACUGAGUGAAAGACGACCAGAAAGAUUAGAUUAUAUUGGAGUAUCCUAUGGGCUAACAGAACCUCUUUUGAAAUUUUGGAAAAAGCUGGACUUUGUUCCUGUUUAUGUUGGUCAAACUACCAAUGAUAUUACUGGAGAACACUCUUGUAUAAUGUUAUCUAAAGUAAUAAUUGAUGAAGACCAAGACUUCAGUUGGUUGGAUGAAUACUGGGCAGACUUUCGUAGACGAUUUGUUAAUUUAUUAUCUGAUACAUUUGCAAAGUAUCCAACUUCUUUAGCACUUAGCAUGCUCGUUAAUGACUCGGUCACUUUAAAAAAAACAUUCAUGAAUAAAGAAACUCUUGAUGUAUAUUUUAUUCCAGGUGAUUUAAAGAGACUAGAAUUAUACAAAAAUAAUAUGAUUGAUUAUCGAUUGAUUAAAGAUCUAGUUUCAACAGUAGCAAAAAUAUACUUCUUUAAUAUGAUGGGUAAUGUAGAAUUAUCAGCUCUGCGUGUAGCAAUUUUGCUGGGAAUUGGUUUACAGCAUAAAACGAUAGACGAUUUAUCACAAGAAUUGAAACUUCCACAAUCGCAAUUACUUGGAUAUUUUAAUAAAAUGAUUAUAGAAUCCGUUAAAUAUUUUAAUGGCAUUGUUGAAGAGUCUAUUGAGAAGACAUUGAGCAUUAAUAAGAACGUUAAUGAAAAUAUCAUUGUUGAUGCAGAACAAGGAGAGGCUUUACAAAAAGAAUUAGAAGAUGCAGCUCGUAAAUUGGAAAUUCAACAGAAAAAAGAAUUAGAGAAGUUGAAGAAGUUAAAUUUAGAGCAGUAUGCAAUCAAAGGAACUGAAGAAGAGUGGAACAGUGUGCUCAAAGAUAAAGGAUCUAAAUCAUUAAUAUCUGUAAAAACUGGUGAAAAGCGUUUGGGUGAAGGUGAUCUUUCUUUAAAUUUGGAAAAAAAUAAUGAACUUAAAAAAAGGAAGAAAAAAAGGUUUUCUAAGUAGAUCUAAAAAUAUGUACAGCAUUUACUAAAAAUAAAUUUUAUUAUAAAAAAAA